CAUUAUGAAAUGACAAAACAUGUGUUUUUAGCCUUGCAUUUGGGCGCUGGAUAUCACGAUCCUAAUCUUUAUAAUGAUUAUAAAGUUUUAGCAUCGGAUGUUUGUUAUAAAGGUAUUAAAUCGUUAUUAAAAGAAAAUAUUGGAAAUGAUGUGAUAAGUUAUGUUUUAAAGUUAUUAGAGAACUCUCACUUAAAUAAUGCUGGAUAUGGGUCAAAUUUAAACAUUAAUGGGGAGGUUGAAUGUGAUGCAUCAGUUAUGGAAGGGAAAUUUGGCUACUGGGGUAGUGUAGGAGCCUUGAAAAGGGUCAAAAAUCCUAUUGCAGUAGCAAAUCAAAUUUUAAAGCGCCAAAUUGAUUCAAGAUUACAUAAGAAUACAAAAUUACUUCAACCAUGUAUGUUAGCUGGUGAUGAAGCUUACAAAUGGGCUCAAAGCUGUUGUAAAUCUAUAAGCACUUCCAAUGGUAAAGAUUUGAUUACAGAUAAAACUUAUGAAGAUUAUGAAAAAGCUAUGAUGAUGCAUCAAGAAGAGAUAAAUCAAUACUCAAUAAAUGGAAUGAAUACAUCUCUUACUGAAUAUCAGAAAGAUACAGACAUUAUUCCUCUAGAUGAAUUAACCAACCCAUUUUACAAAACAUUUCAAAAAUCUAUCAAUGACAAAGACUAUCUCCCACUCUCAGAACCAGACCAAGAAGAAAGCUUGAAUCUAGGUACAGUCGGAGCAAUAUGUUUGGACUCCCAAGGAAACUUUUACUCUGGCAUAUCAAGUGGAGGUCCCAUCCUUAAACAACCUGGCAGAAUCGGACACGUAAUUCUAUUUUUUUAA
Gordionus sp. m RMFG-2023 is the source of this 822-nucleotide messenger RNA. RefSeq names its product threonine aspartase 1-like. NCBI's taxonomy places the organism in Eukaryota, Metazoa, Nematomorpha, Gordioida, Chordodea, Parachordodidae. Gene Ontology annotation, molecular function: asparaginase activity; beta-aspartyl-peptidase activity; threonine-type endopeptidase activity. The record is from RefSeq and is a predicted model, not a curated record. The transcript has 9 exons. Gene Ontology annotation, cellular component: cytoplasm. Bases 10 to 822 code for a protein of 270 amino acids. Gene Ontology annotation, biological process: protein maturation.